AUGGCCUUGGAUCCGGCGUGGAACCGCCACAGUCCGCCGGGGCGCCCCGCCUUCGGGCCGGAGACGCUGCAGACCAGCAACUACUCGCUGGUGCUACUGAUCCAGCUGAGCCUGCUCUCCUUCGACCUCUUCGUCAACUCCUUCAGCGAGCUGCUGAGGCACGAGCCGGCGGUCCAGCUGGUGCUUUUCAUAAUCCAGGACAUCAGCAUCCUGUUCAACCUGAUCAUCAUUCUGCUGAUGCUGUUCAACACCUACGUGUUCCAGAUCGGCCUGGUCGCCAUCCUGCUGGAGCGCUUCAGAGGCGCGCUGGUGCUCUCUGCUCUCUAUUUGACCUUCAGCAUCAUACUCCACUCCUGGCUUAUGAAUCUACGCUGGCUGAACACCAACAGAUUCAUUUGGACGGACGGCCUUCAGGUGCUGUUCGUGUUCCAGAGAGUCGCCUCUGUGCUGUACUACUACCUGUACAAGAGGACGUCAGAGUACCUGGGUGACCCCCGCCUCUACGAGGACUCGCCGUGGCUGCGGGAGCUGUUUGCUCGGGUCAGACAGUGACCCCACCGACAGAGGAAGGCAAUGAAAGGGCUCCACGUGGACAGCAGAGACGUCCCACGUGCAGGGGGACAGUGUCCAGGAGCAGUAUUCCAAUGCAUCUCAGACUGAUUCCAAAGAAAAUACCAAUGGCACUCUGGGGACACUCGUUUAAAAUAGGACAUUUAAUGUCAAAUAUGCAUUAUAAAUACAUUUGACGGGACACGUUGAACAGAA
Messenger RNA from Pungitius pungitius (ninespine stickleback), 765 nucleotides. Its product is annotated as transmembrane protein 138-like. Gene Ontology annotation, cellular component: cilium. NCBI's taxonomy places the organism in Eukaryota, Metazoa, Chordata, Actinopteri, Perciformes, Gasterosteidae. The coding region runs from base 1 to 552 and encodes 183 amino acids. The transcript has 5 exons. The record is from RefSeq and is a predicted model, not a curated record.